Messenger RNA from Trichomonas vaginalis G3, 816 nucleotides. RefSeq names its product spectrin binding. NCBI's taxonomy places the organism in Eukaryota, Parabasalia, Trichomonadida, Trichomonadidae. Gene Ontology annotation, molecular function: protein binding. The transcript has a single exon. The coding region runs from base 1 to 816 and encodes 271 amino acids. Gene Ontology annotation, cellular component: cytoplasm. The record is from RefSeq and is a predicted model, not a curated record.
AUGCGGAGAAGAUCUUUAAGUAUUUGGUCGAACACGAAUACAAACUUGACAGUUUACAAGAAGAAGACAGUGAAGGAAACACUCCUCUUGCUUAUGCAACACGUUACAACAGUUACAGAGUUAUGUCAGUUUUCCUUGACAUGGAAACUGAUCCGAAUACAUCAGACAUGUUUGGCCGAAACAAUCUCUGUUUUACUUGACCACGGCGCAGAAAUUGAUGCAAUAACCGAUGAAGGAAGAUCUCCUCUUCAUGAUGCAGUUCUUUGUGAAAGCCACAGAUCAGUUAGAGUUCUUUUAGAAAGAGGAGCAGACAGAUAUAUAUUGGAUAAUGAGAAUUAUACUCCAUUGUUUAGAGCACUUCAAAUGCGUGAUUUGUUUUCUGUCAAUGAGUUAUUGAAGAACUACAACAGGAAGUUACUCAAUAACUCAAUCAUUGCUAUUCCUCUUGAAUAUGAUAUUGAUGAUGAUGACGAAACAUCUGAUGUAAUUCACUGUUUGUGGAAAUACGAUUUCGAUAUAACUGUUCCUCUUCCUAACAUGGAAACAGGUGUUGCUUUCGCUGUUAGAACAAACAAACCUAACUUGGCAAGGACAUUCUUACAGUGCGGAAGUGAUAUCGAUUUCAUUUAUCCUGAUGGAAAUUCACUUUUGCAUUUGGCUAUUUCAAUGAAUGCUCCUUAUUUAGUCAAUGUAUUGAUGGAACAAUCUGCUGAUAUCGAGGUCCUAAACAAAGAUGGAAAGAAUCCAUUAGAAUUAGCUCUGGAACUCAAUAAUGAAAAGGUACUUUCUGUUUUACGCAAAUUCGCUUCUUUAUAA